GCAGGGGCGGAGGAGCAGGGGAGGCUGGAAAUGGUGCAGCAUCAACAAGGGGAAAAGGCGCAGCGGUCGCGCCAACGGAACUAUGCGGCUCUCCUUAAACUCUCACUUUGAGAUUUUACUCCGUCGACAGAAGAACAGGUAAAUGGCAGGGUUUGGUAAAGUGCUGGCCAGCCGAUGCAGUGCGUAGGGCCAGGUGUCCACGGUGACGAAAACAUGAACGGGGCGAGGGAGCAGAUCGACAUCCUGCCCUCCAACUGCUUGGUAAAAGAGCGCUGGAAAGUGCUGAAGAAGAUUGGGGGUGGAGGAUUCGGGGAGAUCUAUGAGGCCUGUGACCUGUUGACACGGGAGAAUGUGGCUCUUAAGGUGGAAUCCGCCCAACAGCCAAAACAAGUGCUAAAGAUGGAGGUUGCUGUGCUAAAGAAACUACAAGGAAAGAAUCAUGUUUGCAAAUUUAUUGGAUGUGGAAGAAAUGACAAGUUCAAUUACGUGGUCAUGCAGCUGCAGGAAAGGAAUCUCGCUGAUCUCAGGAGGAGUCAGCCUAGAGGGACGUUCAGUAUGAGCACGACUCUACGGUUGGGGAAACAGAUUCUGGAGUCUAUUGAAGCCAUUCACUCUGUGGGCUUCCUGCACAGAGACAUUAAACCUUCUAAUUUUGCCAUGGGCCGAUUGCCGUUUACCUGUAGGAAGUGUUACAUGCUGGACUUUGGUUUGGCACGACAGUACACUAAUACGAAUGGGGAGGUGCGGCCUCCCAGGACAGUGGCUGGGUUCAGAGGGACAGUACGCUACGCUUCCAUUAACGCUCAUAAAAACAAGGAAAUGGGUCGUCAUGAUGAUUUGUGGUCAUUGUUUUAUAUGCUGGUAGAGUUUACUGUUGGACAGUUACCAUGGCGUAAGAUAAAAGAUAAGGAGCAGGUAGGACAGAUUAAAGAGCGCUAUGAGCACAGGAUGCUGUUGAAACACAUGCCUGCUGAGUUUCAUAUCUUCUAUGACCAUGUGCUGGAUUUAGAUUACCACACCAAACCUGAUUAUCAGUUGCUAAUGACAGUAUUUGAGAACAGCAUGAAAGAGAGGGUUAUAACAGAAAAUGAGCCUUAUGACUGGGAAAAAUCUGGAACAGAUACGGCCCUCCCCACCAGCACACACACGCCACCACAACAAAACACACGGCAAACUGCUGCCAUCGUCGGGGUGGUGAAUGUGACGCCGGUACCUGGUGAAUUACCGAGGGAAAACACUGAUGAUGUUCUGCAAGAUGAACACCUGAGUGACCAAGAGAAUGCUCCACCUGCUUUGAUACCCAGCAGGCCAAGAGAACCUCCUCCAGCCCCACCUGCUGGUGAAGGAUGGGAUGAAACUGACUUCAACCGUAACAAACUCAGGAUCAGCAUCAUCAGUAAGACACAAGUAGCAGCAGAGGAUGGGGAGGAGCCUGCAGGAGGAGGGAGGUCCGUUUCCCCAGCAAGGGGUGGAGAAGCAGAAGCUCAGGCCCGCCCUCCAAGGUACCGGAGAGUCAAUAGCCCAGAAUCUGACCGCCUGUCUGCUGCAGAGGAUAGAGGCGAUGCCGCAGAUAAACGCUCUCGUUUGGACAUGCUGGGUUCUCCAUCCAGGCACAUCUACUCUUCCCAGCCUGCUCAAAUGCUCUCUUUAGAAGCUGGACAGGGAGAACGAUUGGCCGGUGGCCACCAUGAUGUCUCUGCAGACGGUGACCAGGAAGCCCACAGCAAUGCCUUCAUCCGCUCAGUCCCGCUGGCAGAGGAGGAGGACUUUGACAGCAGGGAGUGGGUGAUGAUUGACAAAGAAACAGAGUUGAAAGACUUCCAUCCUGGGGCAGAGCCCACCACCUCAGGCACCACGGAUGAGGAACCAGAGGAAUUACGCCCCCUUGAGGACCACGAGGAGAGGAGAAGGAAAGGACAUAUGCAUGGAAUGGGUGGAGCUGAGGCUGUGGUACGACCCAAAACGCAACGUGGGAUGAUGAUUGUAGCAGAGGAGGAGGGGGCGGGACCGAGCCCCGCCCAUUCACCUUGUCACUCGUUGCCUCAUACCUGCCCAAGAAGGAGGGAGUCGGAGCCAUUUGGACCUGAAGGACCGGCUGCAGUGGCUGAACCUUCGCCAUCUUCCUCUCAGGCGCGUCUGAAGCGAGUCGACUUUGUGUCUGGUGUGUUGAUGUUUGACGAUCUGAGAGAGGAGGGUGCGAAGACUGGAGGCUCAGGCAGUGAUGGAAGCCCUCGGAGUAGCGAGGGAAGCCCAGAGGGCGCUGUGUCCACUCUACUCGCCCCGGCCCACCGGGACCACGAACAGGAAGAGGGCUCACGCACGCUGGUGCUUGUGUCUGCCGGUAACGGGCAGGUUUCACCUGGAGACGGGCAGGGAACUCUCGCCGUGUUGACACCGCAGGGAGAGCGACCCGUGCCGGAUGAAUCUGAGCCCGGGACUCUCUCCUCCUUCAUUAAGUCAGAGCCCAGGCCUAUCGUCAUGACAACUGCAGCUGUGAUCACCAGCGGUUCUUCCUCACCGCCGUUCACCAAGGUGGAACGCACUUUUAUCCACAUUGCUGAGACGACGCAUCUCAAUGUCAUGACAGCCAGACACCGUCCACCUGGACUGGAUGAGCUGAUAUCUACUGAGCGUGAGGAGACGAGUGGAAAGAAAGAGGAGAGGGAAAGGGUCAGUGAUCGAGAGCAAAAGGAAAGUGAGGGGAUUACAUUAAAAAGAGAAGAGGAUGAGGGGGAAAAGGAAGAGAGUGAAGCUGAAGAAAAAGUAAAUAAGAGUGACAGAGAGAAGGCAGAGGCUUUGUUUUUGGUUGAGUCACAUGACCAGCCAGAGACUACCGUUAUUGAGGAAGAAGUUGUCUCCAAAGAUGCCAAAAUGGAAGCCAGACCAGAUGGGUUCACACCAGAAGUUGAGCAGCAAAGGGAACAGGAGCAGGAAGAAAGUCCAUUAGUAACACCUGAACAAAACAGAGAUGCAGUAGUGGAGGAUGAGAAGUAUAUGUCUCCACCGAGGGUGGAGUCACCUGAUAGAAAGCCACUCUCGCAGAGGCGGAGCCGUAUCCCUGUGCUUAUGUCGGAGGAGGAAACAGGCUCGGACAAGUCUUCGCAGAUGAGUCAAGAGCAGUUGCAGCGAACUCGCAAAAGCCGACAACAACAGCUGGCUCGUCUCGUCCUGGAGCGUAAACAAACCCACCUGAUUCAUUCUCGCUCCGCCUCCUCGCACUCCCCAACACUCUCAACCACUGCAUCUGAAGAUGAAACCCACCAAUCAGACGACUCGGCGAAAGGAGAGAGAGGAGCAGAUGGGAGAAUUAGGAGCAGGAUCCCUCGUCCAGUCACACCUAUUAGGGGGUCAUCUGACCAACUAGGGGGCACCCAGAGAUCAGUGUCUUUCAUUCAAUACAGAACCAAGAGUUCUGUCAAUCCCAGGAUUCAAAAGUCUACAAGUCUGCACACAAAUAUCCAUCAGCAGCCACCUAAACCUCAGCUCCGUCCCUCUAAAACACUUCCACCCCAUCCUCCAUCUUCAGGCCCCUCCCACUCACAGGGAAGUCGGACCGCUACACGUAUCAUUACUCGUACCUCAGCACUUAAUGCCACCCGGAGCAUCAGCACCUCUCCUCGGAGCAACACCACCUCUCGCACUGACAGCCCUUCGCCUCAACGCAUUCGCCGACAGCCUGCAGCCAAUGAAACGCAACGAAAGCCCAAACCUCCUUGCCUGUCGCAGUCCAAAUCCAAACCUCAGGAUUCCACCCCCAAAAAGAGCAACACCCACCCAUCAGCCUCAUCGCAAACGGCAAAGAAAGAUUCAAUGGAAUCAAAGACUAAAACAAGAUAAUUAAGACUUCAUUCCUGUAGGUGAUCUUCAUCCUCAGCAUCAUCAUCAUCAUCACAAUCACUCUCUGAAUCAUCAGUGUUGGACUGUACUUCUCAUUAAACACAACAAACUCAACCAAACAAUCUGGAUAGAUGUGUUCGUUAUCCAGCCAAGUGACUGCAGCAGCUACGAAAUACCUCUAAUGAGGAGAAACUC
Molecule: messenger RNA, 4032 nt
Organism: Sinocyclocheilus anshuiensis
Lineage: Eukaryota; Metazoa; Chordata; Actinopteri; Cypriniformes; Cyprinidae
Product: tau-tubulin kinase 1-like
Exons: 15
Coding region: 175-3837 (1220 amino acids)
Biological process (GO): protein phosphorylation
Molecular function (GO): protein kinase activity; ATP binding
Source: RefSeq, a predicted model, not a curated record